GGGGAGUGUUCAACCCUUAAAAAUGCCCACAUUCUCAGAAACAAUUUGUACUCCGGAGCCGUGUGUAUGAAUCACGUCCCCCGUGCCCAGCAAAACAUUUGUGUGGGAGUGGCAGAAUCAUGCAAAAUGAACACACAAACUGUCUUAAUGGCAUAAGUAAUAAAUUAUUCCUUCAGCAGCUUUCCUCGCCCUUCCCCAAAGCAAUUGCAUUUUUCACAGUUUUACACUCUCCACAUUUACACAGCAUGUUGUUUUAUUGAUACAAUAGAGUACAGUUUUUUUUUUUUUUAAGGGUGAAACAGAAGAUUUCAACCGGAAUUCAACUAGGAUUUCACCCAACAAUCAACAGGUUUUCAAAUUAUUUUGCUUUUCCGCAAGAGAUUCUGCUUAACCGCAGCCUCUCAUGCACAGGACAGGAUAACGCUGGAAUAAGCGUGCUGCACGAGGAUGUGUCGUCCAUCGCUGUCAUGGCCCCGACCCCAUCCGGCACACAAUUACAUCUUGUUACAUGGCUCAUCUAUGGUCCCGUGGAUGCUUUAUUGAUCUUGUUACACCAGCUUUGAGACCUUGCUCAUGAUUGGCAUAGCAAUGUUCCUCGGAUUGUAUAAAAACUGAAUGGGGUCAAUACCGUGAAUCGGUCAAAGCUGCUCCCAAGAACGGGAAAACAUCCAUAAAUCACCGCAACUGUGCACUGUAGUGACAGAGUAAUCAAACCCACGCUGACAUAUUCCUGAGCGUGGAAACUGGAGUCCAGUGUGAAUUUACCACGUGUGGAAGCAAACCUUUGUCUAACACCGGGAAAACACAGAAGAGCACUGGAAACAAGGACACACCGUAUACUUCUGGGUGCUUUCUCGUAUAUGUUGUUGGUGUUUUGCAUUCCGCUGCUCGCACGCGUUUCAAGGUCAAUGAGUCGUUUCGUGGAGUCGACGGUCUUUAAUCAGCAUUAGAACCCUGGCAGGAGGAUGGGAGACUUGCAGGCCAAUUACACAUCGUGCAGGGAUGGAGAAUUUUGCGUCGCUCGGCUCUCAGAAUGUAUUUAAUAACUGAAACACAUCACUUUUGGCUGAAAAGCAGAGAUGCAGCAGACGCGGUCUGCUCGAAAUUCAAUGAUAACGGACGGCGGGGAAGCCGCUCCUAAUCCCCUGGCUGCUGCUUUACUACUACUGCUUUAUUAAGGGGCGUGAACUGGUGACCAAAAGGUCAAGGUUCAGAUCCCACAUAGGCAGCUUGGGUUGUACCUUUGGAAUGAAGACUCAAUGCAAAUUGCUUUAGUCAACACCCAUGUGUGCGCAAGAGAAUAUUUAAGGUAUUUAAUGUGCUGGGUAACCCCGAUCCCUGAAAGGACAUCAUUUUUAGUAGAGCAGCUGUGCCUUUUGUACGUACCUCAGCGACGGACUCAACUUCCAGAAGAACAAAUCCCACCGCAAAGACAGACCCCAGCGGCAGUUCCGACCGCCCCAAGGAUAAACUGCGCUACAGACUCCGCUGCCUCAAGAAGAAACUCCUCGUCAGAAUCGUUGACAGACCCCGGCUACAGGUUUCUCGAGGAGGUCUGGAAGUUUCCUGCGAAGGGAAGCACGAGCACCAGGACCUGGGAACCUGACCAAAAGAGAAGGAGAGCGAAAGACGGUCAAGGGCAAAGCGAAGGGAAUCUUUACGUGGGGAGGGACGGACCACGUUGACUGAGCGAGCUGAAAAGGAAGAGAGAAAGAGAGGGGAGGGGGGAGGGAGAGGGAGAGAGAGAGAGAAAGAGGGAGCGAGAGAGGCAGGGAGGGCGAGUUGCAGGAUAAAUCCUUACAACAUAAUGAUCGGAGCUCACAAGCCUCUUCUAUGACACGGCGUGGGUAGGAGUCGGGAUUACAACUAGACAGCGAACGGAGGCCAAGCAGACGCGGCCAGAAGGACCGAAUCGGGAGUCCGUGCAACAACCUGCGAGGACACAGAUUAGCAACUGGUCUGCUGUCCUCCGCCGCCUGGACCAUCUGUGCAGGAGCACUACCGCAUCGCGCCACGGUGCAUCGUGUCGCGUCCCCGGCCUCCGGACCUUGCGCGGGGGGCUGGGUUCAUGGAGGGCUGCGAGCGGCACUCGACCCGAGCCGGAGCCGCGGGACGCGGGACGCCGAAGGAGAACUUUGCCCUGCAGGGCUUCCCCGAUACGAAGCUGCCCCAUGGAAUAUAGUGAACUCUUUCGCUGUCAGAGCCGGACGGCGAGGCAGUAGGCGGCUGAGAUGGGCGUUCCUCCAGGUCGACUGAGCGCCUGUCUUUGGCCGCUGUCACUGCCGCUGUUGCUAUUCUACGCCGUCCCUUGCUGCCUGGGCCGUCCGUUCGGCCCACCCGUCCCGCCGGUCAACGUGGCGGUGGUGUUCAGCGGCUCCUCCUACCAGAUGGAGAUCAAAGGGAGGCUGAGCCGGGAAAACUUCCUGGACCUGCCGCUGGAGGUCAACCCCAUCACCGUGCUGGUGAACGACACCAACCCGCGCGCCCUGCUCACGCGCAUCUGCGAUGCCUUGGCAGCCAACCGCGUUCAGGGCGUGGUCUUCGAGGACAACGUGGGCUCCGAGGCCGUGGCCCAGAUCCUGGAUUUCAUCUCGACGCAGACGGCCGUGCCCAUCGUGGGCAUCAGCGGGGGUUCGGCGGUCGUGCUGCCCUACAAGGGUGACGGCUCCAGAUUCCUUCAGCUGGGAUCAUCCAUUGAGCAGCAGAUCAACUGCAUGUUCAAGGUGAUGGAGGAGUACAAUUGGGACAGCUUUGUGGUGAUCACCAGCCUCUACCCUGGGUACGAGGACUUUGUGGAGUACAUCCACUCCUUCACAGACACCAGCUACUUCCUAUGGGACCUGCAGGACGUGCUGACCUUUGACAUGGCGGAGGGGGCCAGUGACAUUCGGGCGCGUCGGCUGCUGCAGCAGAUCGAUGCUCAGGUGCUACUGGUGUACUGCUCGCACGAGGAGGCGAGCUACCUGUUCCGACUGGCGGACGAGGCAGGCCUGCUGGGCCCGGGAUUCAUCUGGAUCGCACCCAGCCUGGUGGUGGGCAACCCGGACGCACCGCCACCAAACAGUUUCCCAGUGGGCCUCAUCAGCGUCAUCACUGACCGCUGGCGCACCAGCCUGAGGAAGCGGGUGCGAGAUGGAGUGGCCAUUGUGGUCAAAGGCGUUCUGAACUUCCGCAGGCACCAGGGACUCCUCCCAGAGAGCCACAGCGACUGCCACAACCCCGUCAAGCCUCCCCGGAACAGCUCUCUCUACAACUACAUGUUGAAUGUGACAUGGGAGGACAAGGACUUCUCCUUCAACAGUGAGGGGUACUUGGUCAACCCCUCCAUGGUGGUCAUCACCUUGGAUCGAGAGCGACAGUGGGACAAGGUUGGCAACUAUGAGACGGGGAUCCUGCAGAUGCGCUACCCAGUGUGGCCACGUUACGGCCGUUACCUGGAGCCCGUGUCGGACAACCGGCAUUUGACUGUGGCAACCCUAGAGGAGCGGCCUUUUGUCAUUGUGGAGAGCGUGGACCCUGUCACGGGCACCUGUGUCAGCAACACCGUGCCUUGUCGGCGUCAGUCCAACAAGAGCGAACCCAUCAUCGGCCACACGGAGCCCUACACGAAGCUUUGCUGCAAGGGCUUCUGCAUCGACAUCCUCAAGAAACUCUCGCGCAACAUCAAGUUCUCCUACGACCUCUACCUGGUGACCAACGGCAAGCAUGGCAAGCUGGUCCGGGGAACCUGGAACGGGAUGAUUGGAGAGGUGGUGUACAAGCGGGCAGAUAUGGCCAUCGGCUCCCUCACCAUCAACGAGGAGCGCUCGGAGAUCAUUGACUUCUCCGUGCCAUUCGUGGAGACAGGGAUCAGCGUGAUGGUCGCUCGGAGCAACGGAACAGUGUCGCCGUCUGCCUUUCUUGAACCCUACAGUCCUGCUGUGUGGGUGAUGAUGUUUGUCAUGUGCCUGACCGUGGUGGCCAUCACCGUGUUUGUCUUUGAGUACUUCAGCCCCGUCGGUUACAACCGCAACCUUGUAAGCGCCAAAGACCCUGGUGGUCCAACCUUCACCAUCGGGAAGUCAGUCUGGCUUCUGUGGGGCAUCGUGUUCAACAACUCAGUCCCCAUUGAAAACCCCAAGGGCACCACCAGCAAGAUCAUGGUGUUGGUGUGGGCUUUCUUCGCCGUCAUCUUCCUGGCCAGCUACACUGCCAACCUUGCGGCCUUCAUGAUCCAGGAGCAGUACAUUGACACUGUCUCUGGGCUUAGUGACAAGAAGUUCCAGAAACCACAGGAGCAGUACCCACCCUUCCGAUUCGGGACGGUCCCCAAUGGCAGCACGGAGAGGAACAUCCGUAGCAACUACCCGGAGAUGCAUGCUCACAUGGUCAAAUACAACCAGAAAGGUGUCGAGGAAGCCCUAAACAGCCUCAAAACGGGGAAGCUGGAUGCUUUCAUCUACGAUGCAGCCGUGCUCAACUACAUGGCUGGCAAAGACGAGGGCUGCAAGCUGGUGACCAUUGGCAGCGGCAAGGUGUUCGCCACCACAGGCUAUGGCAUCGCCCUACAGAAGGAGUCCCGCUGGAAGCGCCCCAUCGAUUUGGCCCUGUUGCAGUUCCUGGCUGAUGGUGACACCCAGAAGCUGCAGACGGUGUGGCUAACGGGAAUCUGUCGCAACGAGAAGAAAGAGGUGAUGAGCUCCAAACUGGACAUCGACAACAUGGCAGGGGUCUUUUACAUGCUGCUGGUGGCCAUGGGCCUGAGUCUACUGGUCUUUGCCUGGGAGCACCUGCUCUACUGGAAGCUGCGUCACUCCGUGCGUCGCUCUGACCGCCUGGACUUCCUGCUCGCCAUCAGCAGGGGCAUCUACAGCUGCUUCAAUGGCGUGGAAGACACGGACCGCUCUGGCAGCAUGCAGAGCCCCGAUGUCACCACAGGCUACACCCAGGCCAACAUGCUCAAGAUGCUGCAGACCGCCAAGGACAUCGUGUCCUCUGCGCGGGUGGAGGACUCACUGGACCACGCCACACGCACCAUCGAGAACUGGGGCAGGCGCGGGGACCCAUCAGCACCGGCGUUGCCCACUAGAGUGCCAGCAGCAGGAGACGCCCUCCCUGGGCGCCACCCCUAUGUCCCCAGUGUCACGGACAACCACCUGUCCCCGUGCCUCCCGCCACGGGCACUGUCACCAGCCUUCCUCGGGCACAGCAGCGACAGCGCCACCCAGCCCCUACUGGAGAAGCAAAGAGGUGCAUCGUCACACCGGCCCACACCGCUGCGCUAUACGCUGCCUGCCAGAGGGCGCCACAACCUCUACGACCGCACGCUGCCCAUUUCCAGUCUGAGCAGCCCGCAACUCGCCAUAAGGGAGCCUGAGCCAGCAGCCAGCUCCCACCCGAGUGGCAGAACGCGCCACCUUGCUGGCCCCACCCUCUUUGUCCCAUAUGGGGACGCCCACCUUCCUGACCUCUAUCAGGAGCACAGGCUGCCAUCGUGUCGGAGGCUGUAUGCUGACGGCCUGAGCCGGAAGAAGCGGUCACAGAGCUUUCUGGUGGAGGGCCCAGAGGCCAGAAGGAGGCAUGACAACCAGGAGCCAUCCACGUGCUUUGCCGAACUGAGGGCCAGCCAGCUGGUGGAUAGGCAUGGGCACCCCCACAGCCACACCCACAGUCAUGCCGGCCCGAGGGCGAGCGCUGGCUGCGGCUCCUGCGUGAAGCCGUACCUUGAACCAGAGCUGGAGGAUGUGCCGCUGCUAGGGAAGGAAAAGCUGAACCGCCGGGCCUCCUUCCUUCGGGCCACCUGGGCUGGUGACCGACUGCGGCCGCUUGAAGACAAGCCUAGUCACCGCGCUGUUGUGCCAGACCUCUUCCCUCGCGUGGUGCUGGCAGGUGGCCCGAAACCACCAGAGCUGCGUGCAGAAGCAGGGCGCAGUCUGUGCUACUCGGGGGCGGAGCACACGUACCUCAGUCCUACUCACCUCUACAGGGGACAGAGGCUCAAAUACUCACAAUCAACACGGCUGCCCUCCUACCACGAGGCCGUACUUCACAACACAGCCGCCAUGCGCCGCUCGUCCACCGUGGUGCACAGGCAUUAUGCCACAUACCUGAACUCUUACACGGACCUUCCAGUCUACGUGGGGCCCCUGGCACCAGGCCCUCCUCAUUUCUAUGAGCACUCCAGGGAAACCUGUGACAUCUUUCCCUGCAUGGGCCACCACCCCAAUAGCACAGCCCUGGUACCGACCAGGCUGAGCAACAGGCAGCCUGCCUAUGGUGGGUAUGAGGGCGUGGAGCGGGACCAGAGGGUGCUGCCAGGGGCAGUGGGUGGCAGGGAACGGAGGCAGUUGCUUGUGGCUCGCACGGUCAGCAGUCCAUACUUGCCGAAGCCCUGGGCCAGAGUGUCCAGUCUGGAAUCGGAGGUCUGAGGACUGAAGACCGGACUAAAAUUUGGGGUGGGUAAAAUGGACGGAGGUAUGUGGGCAAUAUAUGGGUGUGUCUAGAAAUUUUCUUUUUCGUGGAAAAAAAAAUUAAACCAUUCAUUGUGGACCUAGUUCAGUUUAUUCUGGGCUGCUGAACUGAUGCAGGGAAGACCAUGACUAGGCUCCCAGGAAGCAAAAGUCAACAAGAACUAAAGGGCCAAGCUGACAUAUUCUCUCUGUGUUGGUCAGCAGUUAGAUUCUACCACUCGAUGACUGCCCUUCAGCUCAGAGUGGCAGCCCAGGUUCACACGUGUCUUUAGAAAGCAUGUGUUUCAGGCUUAUGCAACAUUCCCUUCCCUUUACAGCAUAUUGAUACACAGAAACGUCUUCCAAGACUUUUGUGAGCAGAGGGCUUCCAAUACACUGAAACCCAAACGCAGGAGCUUGCAAUCCAACAGUGUGUCUUAUGGUGUGUAUAACGGUGUGACUUGUAUGAUUUUAACACAAGUUGAUUUAGAGUGAUCUGGUUGUCUGUAUUUUCAAGGCUCUUCCACUGUUGAAUAAAUUGCCGAGGCCUAACGGGGCUUUUUGGAAUCCUCACUGCCUCAUCUUUCUGUCACGAAGGGGAUAGGGUACGUCCAGCAUUCAAGUCUAUAUCACAACAUCGGGCCUCGCAGUAGAUGAUGGAACUCUAGUCUUGUGGGGAACUCAAAGAACGCCCACACCAAUGACAGCAGGAGAUCUACGAAGAAAACACCGAAAUAUGGCAAACGCAUUAAGCACCACAGUCAUCCGGUGGAUGGAGUGCAAGUGGUUUUUAACUCCACUUCAUAAUAGAACUUAAUUUCCUUAUUAAGCUCCCCUCCUCGGUCACAUAAAGAAACAUCCUGAACAAAUAAGCUCCAGAACCAAGCUGGAGAAGUGCUGUAUAGGACUUCAGUACCCAUGCAUGGGGUGCAACUUGUGAUAUGGGCACCGUGCUGCUGCACCAGUUAAAUGGCGGAUGGAAAAAAGCCAUUGCACCUUUGAAACAAAUUCAUUAUCAUCCGUAGCAAAGCUCGUAAAAUAUUCUGGGGAAAAAACCCAGCGUACCUCCAGCAGAACAGUAACACCCCAUAACAUCUCUGAUGGAAAGCCUCUACUGCAGCCGAUACUCUGGACACAAAGUCAAUGCGGCAUACGGAACAGGCUGAGCCGAACAACUGUUAAUGCAAGCCCAUUACCAGCAGAUUAAUAACAUUUUAAAUUGAACAGAUUGUCAAUCCCAAUUAGAAUCACGACUGGUGCUAAUGCAGAAGUAAUCUGCUUGUUGAAG
Molecule: messenger RNA, 7716 nt
Organism: Scleropages formosus (Asian bonytongue)
Lineage: Eukaryota; Metazoa; Chordata; Actinopteri; Osteoglossiformes; Osteoglossidae
Gene: grin2ca
Product: glutamate receptor, ionotropic, N-methyl D-aspartate 2Ca
Exons: 13
Coding region: 2232-6407 (1391 amino acids)
Biological process (GO): monoatomic ion transport
Cellular component (GO): membrane
Molecular function (GO): ligand-gated monoatomic ion channel activity; signaling receptor activity
Source: RefSeq, a predicted model, not a curated record